CGGCGCCCUCUCCCUGGUUCCCGCGACGUACACGGACUCCCCGCCGCGCGCCUUCGAGAGCGAGUUGGGCGUGCAGGCGCCAGUGGGUUUCUGGGACCCCGUAGGCUCCCCGGCGCUGUUGAUCCAGCCGCCCCGAGGCAUGCCGGGGGUGAUGGCGGCUGGGGAGGCGAGACGGUGCCUCGGGAGCCAUCCGGUCGGGUGGCCCAGGUUGCCCUGAUGGGCGCAAGACCUACCGAUUAUGUGUUUUAUGAUUGCACGCCUGUGGGGCAGACGACCUCAUCUCCUUAUGUGAGUCAGCACACACCCGACAUAAUGCUCGGAUCUUACAGUACGCCUGUAUGGCUCAUGCGGCGUCUCUACAGAUAGAUGCGAAUUCGCUUGGAUUAAUCAUUGCAAUGUUUGUUCUGCGUUGUUCCGCCGUUUAUUGGAGGUCCUCUUUGGAGCCCCACCAGCUGCCUUGCUUCGUUGUGUACUUUGCCAUCGUGCCAUUGGUGGCCGUCAUGUCUGAUGCUAUUCAUGUUACAUAUCGUCGCUGCAGUAUUCUGAGGCACAUUGUGGCUGGAUGGUUGGACAGCUCCUAUGCCGUCAGGCGCUUGUUCUCCGCGUUCCCGUUUGCUGUGAAGCCGGCUCCCUCUAAUUAGGAUCGCCUCUUCUCCUAUUUGGGCCCGUUGUAUGAUUCAGACGUUGCGUUAUGGCUGUUUUCAUCGGUUGUGGAUAAGCGUGCGGUGCCUUUGCCGCUCUCGGUUGAGUCUUACGAGAUGCGGAUUGUCGACCUUACCGUGUUCAUCGGCGUCGACGGGCAUACGAUGCUUUCGGGCAUGCGCCAGGGCUCCAGGACGUUUUCACGAGGUUCACCAUGGGUGGUAGCUGCUGGUGGCGCCGCUGCUGGAUUAUGUGGAUUGCCGUGGGCUUCUUUGGUCUGCGGUUUGUGGGAGAACGCUGUCAUGUAUCUUUAUGCAACCUACUGCACACCCGGGAAUCGCGUGGUGCAGGAUCCCCCUGUGGGUGGUCAUUCUGGUGGGUGCUCACAGGAGUUUGCCUUCUGGCUGCGAGCCAGAUUGCAUCUACAAGUACCGGAUUCUGGGACCCCGUAGGCUUCAUGAAGGUCGGCGACGCCGCGGCCUUCAAGAGGCGCCGCGAGACAGAGAUCAAGCAUGGGCGCGUGAGCAUGUUCGCCACGAUGGGCUACAUCACGCCCGAGGUCGCUGGCAAGCUUCUUGGCGAGAUCCCCCCGUUUCUCGGGGUGAAGUUCGGGGCUGAAUUCAGAGCGUGAAUUACCUACCCCGCUUUCGCUUCCAGGCAAAACCAAGCCAUACCACGCGCCUCCUCGUCAAGCGGCCUGAUCAGUACAGGCUGCAAUUUGGCAUCGUUUGGUAUCUCUUGGAAGCGAGGGUGGUCAAAAGCGAGGAAGGUUUGUUUUCCCCCUAUGAAUGCCGAGACCGCGAACGGCCGCCUGGCCAUGAUGGCGAUCAUCGGGAUGUUCUUCCAGGGCGGCCUCACGGGCAGCGCCUGGGGCGACUGGGCGCUGUGCACGGAUUCCCCGCUGCGCGCAUUCGAGAGCGAACUGGGCGCGCAGGUGCUGGUGGGCUUCUGUACGACCCGCCGAGGGCUCCCGGCGACUACGAGAAUGGCGGCGUCCUGGGCGCGCCCAACGGCAGCACGCUGCCGGCCGGCGAGCCUGAGGCCCGCAAGCUGAACGCCGAGACCGCGAACGGAAGGCCGGCGAUGAUGGCGGUCAUCGGGAAGCGCGUGGGGCGAUUGGGGCGCUGUGCACGGUCUCCCCGCUGCGCGCCUUCGAGAGCGAGCUGGGCGUGCAGGCGCCAGUGGGCUUCUGGGGCCCCGCAGGCUUCGCGAAGGACGGUGGCGCCGCGGCCUUCAAGAGGCGCCGCGAGACAAAGAUCAAGCAUGGGCGCGUGAGCAUGCUCGCCACGAUGGGCUACAUCACGCCCGAGGUUGCUGGCAAGUUUCCUGGCGAGAUCUCCCCGUCUCUCGGGGUGAUGUUCGAGGACGUCCCGAAGGGGCUGGCUGCCUCUCCAAGGUGCCAGGACCCGGCUGGCUGCAGCUUGUGGCGCACUGCCUCUACUGCGAGUCGGGCCCGUUCGGAUACAACUCGGACCCUGACAGGAAGCCGGGCGAGCUCGGAUGGAGGCCUAUCGGUCUCUACAGCACCGACGCCACGGUCAGGCAGCGCAGGUUGAAUGCCGAGGUCCCGCACGGCCGCCUGGGCAUGAUGGCGAUCAGCGCCAUCUCCGAAGUCCCCGCGGCAGGCUUGGGGCAAAUCGUGGCCUACUGUUCGCUUUGCGAGCUGUUCCAGGACCAGUCUGCUGGCACCGAUGUCUCGGCGGGCGACUUCGACUUGAAGGCGCCGGCGGCCAGCGUCGCCGCGGCGAGGCGGUCGAAGCUGGCGGCUAAGAUUGCCAACUUUCGUCUGGCCAUCACGGCGGUCAUCGGCGUGCUCUUCCAGGAAUUGGAGGGUACGCACAUGCGUACCUCGUGUGUGCGACGAGAUCUGGAACAAGGACAUCAACAACGGCCGCAUGGCGAUGAUCUCGAUCACGGGCAUCUUCGUGGCGGAGCUAGCCACUGGCAAGGACGGCAUCCAGCAGUUCGGCAUUGACGUCGCAGAGGCCCGGACAAGGGCCACUUCCACGGCUGGAGCGGCUUCAGUUGCAUGACCACCGACGGCGGCGAUUGCCAGAAGGUCUGUUCGGCGACGCCCUCGCAGCACACUUCAUCAUGUUCGCCGUUAUCGUGGUCUGGUCCGGUUUGCUUUCCGGCGUCGCCUUCUCUCUGCUCAAGUGAACUGGCCUCCUAUGCAACAACGGCGCCACGGAGCCGUCGAGCAGUCCGAUUUCUAGCCGUACGACGCCUACGGCCAUUUCCUUGAGGCCUUCUCUUGGGAGUGAUAAUUCCUCCCGUUCCACAGGGUUGGUGCUAAACCCGAAAAGGUAUAAAACAAAUAACAAUUUGCGCAAAGCACCAUGGAGGUUUGGGGUGAACCGCAGAAACCCCUGCUUCGAGCUACACUUUGAAAUUCAUGGGCCGCCCUCGCCCUGCAGACAAGCCGUGGGGCUCAGGCGAGCACCCGUUGCCAGGAGAGCAACUGCACGUUUCCUCUCCUCGCCCUCUUCCUCCCUCCUCCCCUCUCUCCUGUUCCUCCGCCCCUCCUAGUGGUGUCGGGGCGAAGCGCUCGGCAACCGGGGGCGGCUACCGCGCCAGAGCCCUGGCGCCGUCCCGUCCGCGCCGGCCGCGCGUUGCUUCCCGUCUGCCGCACCAGGCCUCUUGUUUUGGUGCGGCCGCCACGUUUUAGUCUCAGUUCGCCAUUUUGUCUUCGUUAGUCACCGCCUCCAUGGUCGUGCACUGUCGGUCUCACGGCGUUGUGUUCUCACGCUAUUCGUUGGCGCGUGCCUUCGCCUUUGAGCUUUCUUUGUUACAUCACUUCUUCACCCCAGCUCUUCCGCACAUUGUACGCUGCUCCCAUACGUGUGGGAGGAAGUGUGGCCGCGGCGAGCUUCGGCUUUCGCCCGCCCUGCCCGCCCUGCAGGUGCAGCCUGCGGUGUGUCUGCUGCUCCCAGCGUGUCCGGCUGUGCUUGUACAGCUCGUGUCUCGUGCCAGUCGCUCUCGCAGGGCGGCCGCAUUAGGCAUCUCGCUGAUCUUCCCUCCCUCCUUCCGUUUUUGGUUUUCUCCUCCUCUUUGCUAGUGUCCUCCUCGUUUUAGCAUAUGUGUUUUUUCGCUCUGGUUGCAUCCCGUCCCCACGCACGGUUUUAGCUUGAAACGGGGGCCUCUGCGCGACGGGGUCGAUGCACGUGUAAAAGGCGUGCGCCCGUGGAGCAAUUGUAUCACAUUGCCUGAUUCGAGCUCUGCGCGUUUCACUCUGACGCUGGGUGGUUGGAUUGUCAGGUGGCUGCGUUCUCCUCUUCUUCCUCCA
Molecule: messenger RNA, 3928 nt
Organism: Prorocentrum cordatum
Lineage: Eukaryota; Dinophyceae; Prorocentrales; Prorocentraceae
Source: the annotation of a GenBank genome assembly